Fonsecaea erecta is the source of this 1332-nucleotide messenger RNA. RefSeq lists its product as hypothetical. Gene Ontology annotation, cellular component: nuclear membrane; nuclear envelope. Lineage: Eukaryota; Fungi; Ascomycota; Eurotiomycetes; Chaetothyriales; Herpotrichiellaceae. The transcript is spliced from 2 exons. The coding region runs from base 1 to 1332 and encodes 443 amino acids. Gene Ontology annotation, biological process: nuclear envelope organization; lipid homeostasis. The record is from RefSeq and is a predicted model, not a curated record.
AUGGCAUUUCGCGGAACAGAAAGUUUUAUGGACUUUGAAUGGCAGGGCCACGGUCCCCUUGAUCCCACCUCGCCCUACCAUAAACGUGUCGUCGAGAUGCAAGCCAAAAAGCGAACCCAUAGCGAGUUUGAAUCUCCUGAGAAACCGACCAUGCCAGCCCUUCGCGAACCGAACAAUCAACCGUUCUUCUUCUCAGGAACCCCAGUGCCGCCGCCUGAUGCCUCUUCUUUUCGAACACCCUCAUUCACAACCCCUCGGAAACCAUUCGAUAUUGACUUCUCAUCCCCUCCCGAGAAUUCCUCCCCGCUGGCACCAACCGACAACGAGGACACACCAGACGCUACUCCGGUGCCCAUUGAGUUCAAGAGUAGCCCCUCAAAAACAGAGAACAAGAGAAACUCAUUGUUUGGUCUCUACGGCAGAUUCGCACAAAGCCCGGGGAGAGGAGAGAUCAGAAAACCCACCAGCGAUGCCGUUGCACGAAGGAUCCACAAGAAGCGACGGCGCGCUCAGCAAUUCGACAGACAAUUGGUUGUAGGGAGAAAGGGCUCCUUGGACGAUAGUGAUGACGAGAGUGCCCCAAGUCCGAUUGAACCAGAGCUAAAGAAACCGCUGGCGACAGAAGCAGGAUGGAUCACCGGCCUGUUCACAUUCAUCCACACGUACCCCGAUGCACCUUCCAUCAUUGCCAAAUACCUUCAAGUUUUCUUCAAUGCUGCAAUCCUCGGAGGCUGUCUCUAUAUGUUUUGGUCAUUCUACGCCACCAUUCAGGCAGACGUGGACCGAGCGAGCGAGGAUGCAAUGGCUGAAGUUUUGGCAGAAAUGGCGGCGUGCUCCAAGAACUUCAUCGAAAAUCGAUGUGCCGCCGACACCAGACUGCCAGCUCUGGAGGCUGUCUGCAGUAAUUGGGAGUUGUGCAUGAAGCGGGAUCCUAGCGCCGUGAAGCGGGCAAGGUUGAGUGCACACACAUUCGCCGAAAUUUUCAACAGCUUCGUCGAGCCCAUCAGCUUGAAAACCAUGAUCUUCACCAUUACACUGGUUGUGCUGGGUUUGGUGGUCAACAACGCGACAUUUACCCUAUACCGGCGACAACAAGAGAGCCAGCAUGUCUAUCGGGCACCGUCUGGAUCAUAUAUGCAUCCUCAGCAACAUCCUGUACCGAUGGGUCAAUUUGCGCUCCCUUCAGGUGCAGCUUAUGCACAACAUCCUUAUGUGGGUUGGCACGGAGAUCCCGGCUAUGCCGGCCAACAGCAGCUAGAAUAUCCUCGAAGUCCCAGCAAAGAGCAUCGAUCACGAAGCAGAAGUCCGGAGAAGAAAAGGAUCCAACUCUGA